Molecule: messenger RNA, 629 nt
Organism: Alexandromys fortis (reed vole)
Lineage: Eukaryota; Metazoa; Chordata; Mammalia; Rodentia; Cricetidae
Product: fatty acid-binding protein, intestinal-like
Exons: 4
Coding region: 70-471 (133 amino acids)
Biological process (GO): fatty acid transport
Cellular component (GO): nucleus; cytosol
Molecular function (GO): long-chain fatty acid binding
Source: RefSeq, a predicted model, not a curated record
GGAUAAAUUCUCUCUCGUGGAUGACAGGACCGAAUCUCUGCUUUCCCAGAGGUGCACACAGCUGAGGCCAUGGCAUUUGACGGCAGCUGGAAAGUAGACCGCAGUGACAACUAUGAAAAGUUCAUGGAGAAAAUGGGCAUUAAUGUGGUGAAGAGGAAGCUUGCGACGCACGACAACUUGAAACUGACCAUCCAACAAGAAGGGAACAAAUUCACAGUCAAUGAGUCCAGCACCUUCCGCACCAUCAACAUUGUGUUUGAACUUGGUGUCAACUUUUCUUAUACUCUAGCAGAUGGAACAGAACUCAAUGGGACCUGGAACCUUGAGGGAAAUAAUAGACUUAUUGGAAAAUUCACACGAGUAGACAAUGGAAAGGAGCUGGUUGCUGUCCGAGAAGUUUCUGGUAAUGAACUAAUCCAGACCUACACAUAUGAAGGAGUCGAGGCCAAGCGGUUCUUUAAGAAGGAAUGAGCAAGCUUCUUGGAGCCCAGAGCAGCACUGAAGAGCUGAACUGUGGUCAGACUUCUCUCUCCAUUGUGUUAAUGAAAGACAGAUUCAUCCUUUCAUGAACAUUGGCAAAUUUCUAGUCUUGCCAAUGCCUAAAAUGUAACAGCGAAUUAGAACUUCGU